GCUGGACCUGAGCUACAAUCAUCCAGGAGACUCAGGAGAGAGGAUCCUGUCUGCUGGACUGAAGGAUCCACACUGGAGACUGGACACUCUCAGCCUGCAGCCUGCUGGAGUCCGAUGGUUGACACCAGGUCUGAGGAAGUAUUUCUGUGAACUGGAACUGGAUCCAAACACAAUGCACAGAAACCUCAAACUGUCUGAUAACAACAGGAAUGUGACACAUGUGGAGGAGGAUCAGUCAUAUCCUGAUCAUCCAGACAGAUUUGAUUACUGGCCUCAGCUGCUGAGUAGAAAUGAUCUGACUGGUCGCUGUUACUGGGAGGUCGAGUGGAGAGGAACAGUUGAUAUAUCAGUGAGUUACAGAAGAAUCAGCAGGAAAGGACGCAGUGAUGACUGUGAGUUUGGAGAGAACGAUCAGUCCUGGAGUCUGAGCUGCUCUGGUGGUGGUUACUAUGUCCUUCACAAUAAGAGAGUAACGCCCAUCCCCUCCUCCUCCUCCUCCUCCUCCUCCUCCUCCUCCUCCUCCUCUGUCCCUGACAGAGUAGCAGUGUAUGUGGACUGUCCUGCUGGCACUCUGUCCUUCUACAGAGUCUCCUCUGACACACUGAUCCACCUCCACACCUUCAACACCACAUUCACUGAACCUCUGUGUGCUGGGUUUGGAGAAGGAGAGUCUCCUCCUGUCAGAGAAACACCAGGGAUCAUGGACACUGUGAAAUCUGCAGAAUUCAUCAAAGAAGAAAUAGUGAGAUGUGUCAAAGUCUCAAGUCCUGGUCCUCAUGUGUUCCUGCUGGUCAUCACAGUUGGUCGAUUCACCGCUGAAGAGAAACACUCAGUGGAAGCCUUGCAAGAGCUGUUUGGUCCAAAAGCAAACCACUAUACGAUCGUACUGUUUACCUGUGGUGGUGAUCUUGAUGACAUGUCCAUACAAGAGUAUCUACGUGAGACUAGCCCAGACCUCCAACGAGUCAUCCAGAGCUGUGGAAACAGGUUCCACGUCUUUGACAACAGCAAGAAAAGUGACAGAAACCAAGUGGUGGAGCUGAUCAAGAUGAUCGACGACAUGGUUGCUGUAAACGGGGGAACACACUACACAGAUGACAUGUAUCACAUAGCUCAGUGUUACGGCCCUCUAGAAGUGUCCUCGCCAAUCUCCGGUCCUGGCUCCUCCCAUUCCUCCGGCUCCAACUCGGGUUUCCUGACUGGUGCGGCGUCGGUGGUACUGCUCCAAUCCCGAGCUCCAAUUAGAGAGCAUGAUCUUUUAAAUGCUCUGCAGCCCGACACUCGGGGCGGCUGGAUCAUUGUGGCCAGUCCGCCUCGCUUUGCUGCUGCACUCUGUUAG
This is a messenger RNA of Scomber japonicus (chub mackerel), 1339 nucleotides long. RefSeq lists its product as uncharacterized. The coding region runs from base 173 to 1339 and encodes 388 amino acids. The transcript is spliced from 5 exons. NCBI's taxonomy places the organism in Eukaryota, Metazoa, Chordata, Actinopteri, Scombriformes, Scombridae. The record is from RefSeq and is a predicted model, not a curated record. Gene Ontology annotation, molecular function: protein binding; GTP binding.